Oncorhynchus keta (chum salmon) is the source of this 2388-nucleotide messenger RNA. RefSeq names its product S-methyl-5'-thioadenosine phosphorylase. The record is from RefSeq and is a predicted model, not a curated record. The coding region runs from base 319 to 1167 and encodes 282 amino acids. The transcript has 8 exons. Gene Ontology annotation, biological process: nucleoside metabolic process. Lineage: Eukaryota; Metazoa; Chordata; Actinopteri; Salmoniformes; Salmonidae. Gene Ontology annotation, cellular component: cytosol. Gene Ontology annotation, molecular function: S-methyl-5-thioadenosine phosphorylase activity.
CGGAUGGUUUCAACACAGCGCCCCUCACAGUCAUCUAGUGUUUAUAUAAAUAAUUGGCGUUAACUUAACAAUUGCCCCAAUGGUACAAAUAAAGUUUGUUUUAUGGAUUCAUUAUAAUGAAUCUCAAAGUCUACAAUCCAUAACAAAUUCGCCUCUAAAAGUUUCCCGACAUUGUUUGAGUGAGAGUAUUGUUCUGAGACGAGAGUCCACGUCCUGUACAAGUCAUCGUAUGACAUAGGAGGAAGUGAAGGCAGCAGUUGCAAGAUAUAGUCAUUUAGCCAGCUAAUCUCAGAUACGUUUUUUUUUAUCAGAGAAGAUAUGUCAGCAAGCAUGCAAAUUAAGAUUGGAAUCAUUGGAGGCUCUGGCCUUGAUGACCCAGACAUAUUGGAGGGAAGGACUGAGAAAUAUGUAGACACACCUUAUGGAAAGCCUUCAGAUGCCCUUAUAAUGGGGAAGAUCAAAAAUGUUGAAUGUGUGCUCCUUGCAAGGCAUGGGAGACAGCACACCAUCAUGCCAACUGACGUCAACUACCAGGCUAACAUCUGGGCGUUGCGAGAGGAGGGCUGCACACAUCUCCUGGUCACCACGGCCUGUGGUUCCCUCCGGGAAGAGAUCCAACCAGGAGACAUCGUCAUCAUCGACCAGUUUAUAGACAGGACGACAAAGAGGGCCCAGACGCUGUACGACGGGCGGCCCACCAGUCCUCCAGGCGUGUCUCACAUCCCCAUGGCUGAGCCCUUCUGCACCCGGACCAGGGAGGUGCUGCUGGAGGUGGCGCGCGGCCUGGGGGUGAAGUGCCACCCGCAGGGUACGGUGCUCACCAUCGAGGGCCCUCGCUUCUCGUCGCGUGCCGAGAGCCUGAUGUUCCGCCAGUGGGGUGCCGACGUUAUUAACAUGACCAGCGUGCCCGAGGUGGUCCUCGCCAAGGAGGCGGGCCUUUGCUAUGCUAGCAUCGCCAUGGCCACCGACUACGACUGCUGGAAGGAGCAUGAGGAGGCUGUCUGCGUCGACAACGUCCUGAAGACUAUGAAGGAGAAUGCCAACAAGGCCAGCAGUAUCCUGCUCACUGCUAUUCCCCUGAUCUGCACCCAGGAGGACUGGACCCACACCAUAAAGGCUCUGAAGACAACAGCCCAAUCCUCAAUAAUGCUACCAAAACAACAUUGAGAACCACCGAAAAGCCUCUCGCCACCCCUGUAUAUCAGAGAAUGACUUGCAACACACCAGCCACCAAUACCAACAAUGGAUUCAUCUCUCUCUCGAUUCCUCAUCAGUGAAUCACAAGAAAGUGCCUGAUAUGCAUGUUUUCAUUAUUGUACAUUUGCCAGGAUUUCACAACACAUUUGAGUAACAUUACAUCGUUUGCCAGAAGCAUACCAUUCUGCAUCCCACUGCUGGCUUGCCUCUGAAGCUAAGCAGGGUUGUUCCUGGAUGGGAGACCAGAUGCUGCUGGAAGUGGUGUUGCAGGGUGAAUAGGAGGCAUUCUUUCUUCUGGUCCAAAAAAAAGGUCCCAAUGCCUCAGGGCAGUGAUUGGGGAAAUUUCCCUGUGUAGGGUGCCGUCUUUCAGAUAGGUAUAUAUAGAUAGGUGUCCUGAGAGCCACUGUUUCACUGUUUGUAUACUGUUCAGCCAUGUUUUCAUACUGUAGAUACAUUCUAAAAUGUAACUAUGCAUUAAAGUAUGUCUUAUGUCUUCUGAAAGAAAGGUUAAAGGACUUAGUUGGUUGUUUUCAUGGACUGUUUGUAACCGGUAUGGUCUGUACAUGUAGGUCUAUGACCAACAAGACUUUUGCACCGAGUAUAAUUGGAACAGGACAUUCAAUCAAAAGCAACUGCCACUUCCGUUGAUCAAGCCUGUUUAUCCGGCUUUGGGGUGAAGUUUAGUUUAGGUACAUAUCUAGGAUCAGCUUCCCCAAUCCUAACCAUUUAGUGGGAGAAAUGCUAAACUGGCUGAACUGGCUGAAGACCAACUUCACCAUACUGUUUUUCCACUUUGUUGCCCUGAAACAAGGUCAAACCACAUUGUUGAUAGAUUCGUGGCUCUUUUCUCCUAAUUAUUAGGUGAGGGAAUAGUGGAUUCAUGGCUCAUAUACUUUCCAUAAAAUAAAAGGCCUUGUUUCAUUAAGAAAGACUUCCACUGAGGGCAUUAUCCAUCUGUGACGGGAUCAUCCAAAACUAUCUUCAAAACACUUCAUGUUAACCUAGCACUUAUUUUUACAUGGAUUCACAGCUGCAGUAUUAUAAUGUGCUAAUAGGGUUCACUUCAGGAAGUAGGCUUAACAGUCAACAUGAUGGUGGAUAUUCAGUUAUGAUUGUGUUCGACUGCAUGUACAAAUGUGUCAAAUGUGUUUGCAAGUGUAACAAAAUCAAUAAAGUUAUGUAGAUUGGAAA